GAUUAAAACGGGAGCCACUCGAUCAGAAGCUAUUGUAUUUCGACAACAUUCAGCGCCGAGACGACCGAAAAGAGAGAUUUUCCCAUCAGAAACAACUCAUCUAUAAGUAAUUGAAAAGAUCACGAGUUUAGCUUAGCGACGAAGUGAGUUUGAACCGAGAUCUUUGACCUUAUUUUGUAGAUAAAGAGAGCGAUUGUUUUAGCACAGCCGACCUCAGUUUUGCAUUUCGUGCUCGGAUUUUUCUCUCAGGUCUCAGCCCUUAUUUAGAUGGCAAGCUUCCCAGACUCUGUAAACGAAAAUGAUUUAGGUAAGGCUAAGUUCGUCGGUGAACUGCUGGUGCCGGUCGCUCCCUUUGACCAGAAGUCCGGGCGCGAGGCGUGGACCGUGGCCUUCGCUCCCAAUGGUUCCUACUUCGCUUGGUCUCAGGGGCAUCGAAUCGUCAAGCUCGUGCCGUGGACAAAAUGCCUGAAAGACUUCGCUUUGGGGCAGAGCAGCCAGGGCACAGACGCAGGUCCCAGACGGCUCUCCAGGCAGAACAGCAGUGAGGCCCUGAUCCCUCUGAACGAGCCCCGCGAGCGCACCAUCGACUGCGGGGACAUUGUGUGGGGACUGGCCUUCGGGUCAUCGGUGCCGGAGAAGCAGAGCCGCUGCGUGAACAUCGAAUGGCACCGCUUUAAGUUCGGCCAGGACCAGCUUCUCCUCGCCACGGGCCUCAACAACGGACGCAUCAAGAUAUGGGACGUCUACACAGGAAAGCUCUUGCUGAACCUGAUGGAUCACACUGAUGUGGUCCGUGACUUGACCUUUGCCCCCGACGGGAGCCUCAUGUUGGUUUCUGCGUCUCGAGACAAGACCCUCAGAGUCUGGGACCUCAAGGACGACGGUAACAUGGUAAAAGUGUUGCGUGGUCACCAGAACUGGGUCUACUGUAGCGCCUUCUCUCCGGACUCCUCCAUCCUGUGCUCGGUGGGCGCCGGCAAAGCAGUGUUCCUAUGGAACAUGGACAAAUACACUCUGCUCCGGAAGCUCGAGGGACACCACAAUGACGUGGUGUCAUGUGAGUUCUCACCAGACGGGGCGCUGUUGGCCACCGCCUCCUACGACACCCGCGUCAUCGUGUGGGACCACCACAAGGCCACCAUCCUGCUCGAGCUCGGACACCUGUUCCCUCCUCCCUCUCCCAUUUUCGCGGGAGGUUCAAACGAUCGUUGGGUUCGCUCCGUGAGCUUCUGUCCUGACGGUCGGCACAUCGCCAGCAUCACUGAUGACAGGUUGGUGCGUUUCUGGAGCAUUGAGCAGCGCGCCCCUCAGGCCAUCGCGGCUCUGCCCAACGGCCUGUGCUGUGCCUUCUCUCCUGAAGGGGGCGUCCUGGCUGCCGGCACCCGAGACGGCGGCGUCCACUUCUGGGAGUCCCCGCGCUCCGUGUCCAGCCUGCAGCACCUGUGCCGAAUGACCCUGCGGCGGAUACUGACCACGCAGCAGGUGGAGUCGCUGGCCAUGCCCACCCCGCUGCGCGACUAUCUCACCUACAGAGUCAUCUGAAGACCGCCGCGCCCAAAUACACACACAAACUGAACUCUCUCUGCUACCUUUUUGUAUUUAUUUUUCCACACGCGUCAACUGGAGCCAGCACUAUCCAAAACUCUUAAGGUCAAUGUUUUCACGGUUUUCACAGUUGCAUCUUUUCCUCCUCUGACUUGAAAAGGCUGUUGCACUUACUGUAUAAUAUAUAACGGAGGCGGAAGUGGAGCUUGGGCCAAAGGGACGACUGCAGGGUUCAUGAAAAAAACAGACACUGGUUUGAAGGGUCUGUAGCUCUGGGGCCGAACAGAAUGAAGCAGGAACUUUUUUUAUUUUUUUUUUAUUUUGAAAGGCAGAUUUUUAUAUUUUAAUUUUUUGGUACUUUUUUUUUUUUUUUUUUUUUUUUUUUUUUUUUUUACAAAGUAGAUCGCCAUGUACUGCCUAAGUAGUUCUCAAAAACAAUGUACAGAUUAUUUUUAUUUUUUUUAUCACCUUAAUUUGCCUUGAAUAAUUUUCUUUUUGACGGAAAUUCAAUGAGAAACGCUCAACUUUUCUAACACAGUAGUCAACAGUGAAAUGUACAUUUACUCGUAGCAAUCAGUAAAGUAUUAAUUUGAUAUUAAAGUCGGAUUAUGUAACUUUUCUUUCCGCUUGCCCUCAUGGAUGUGGUUUUGCUUUCCGUGAAAACAUUCCAGACAAGCAAUAACAUCCAUGGAAACAAGCGUCAGAAAAGUUCCAUAUUGUAACUUUUUUUUAUAACUGUAGAUUGAUAAAAUUUGAAUAAUCCCAAUUUAGAAAAGGUUGUGAUGACAAUGAGAGAUUCUGUGCAAAACACUAAAGCUGUAGCCAUUUUUACGUGAAAUACAACUCCCUAUAGUCUUAUAAUAAAAUAGUUUUGUGCUCAACAUUUUAAUAGCAAAGUUUAAAAAAAUUAAAAUAAAAUAAAAACGCUUUUUUACCUAAAUAUAUAAACUUUAAUCCAAUGUUAUGAUCCUGAAAAGUAUUCCCUCUUGCAGUUGCCAAUUAAACUACGGUUGACUUGUGAAAAGCUCAAAACUUCCAAAUUUCUAGGUUCUUUGACUUAAAGCUGCACUGUGUCACUUUUCUAACGGAGCAUCUGCAGUCUGGUCGUCUCCGUGGAGAUGUUACCCCUUCGCCUGGAAUGUUCCGACAAUUAAACUUCGAGCAAAGUUUUACAGAGCUUUGAAAGAAAAAGUGACCCACAAAGUCUUUCUGAGCCGUAAAAAAAAAAUUUGUCGUUUUAAAAUUUCCAGAAAGACGAUUUAAUUUAAUGCAAUACUGCGGAACAUUCCAGGCAGAGCAAGCGAGAAGGACGUUUCCCCGGAAAAGUUACACAGCGAAACUUUAACGAUGUUAUUGUAGAAAAACUUGACGACUGUUCAGUGCCUUACGUCUAGUUUUUUAAAAUCGAUCGUCAGAACUAAAACAUUUUCCCAUUUGUCCAAGUCUCGUCUUUAUAUUUCAUUUCACCAAUUCUGAAAUCAAACGCUUCGUAGAAAGAAAUGUUCAAAAUCACCAGUGUUUUCGACCAAUUUCAUUUUGUACAUAAAAAGCUUCCAAAACGUUCACAUUCAAAACGUUCGUUUUUUUCCAGAUUUUUAUUUGAUUUUGAUUUCGUUUUUUUUUUCUACUUCGCUCACCUUGUCAAUGUGAAACUUCUACAGACCGCACUGUUUUUGUCAAACACCGGCCUCCAAUCAGCUCCUGAAGAAAAUGAAUGGACAACUUGCCUUUGAGUGAUUCUGUGUGUAAAUGUAUGAAUGAAUAAUGUUAUUUCAGUGGGACAUGUGAAUACUGGCAAUAACUAACGCUAGAAGCCAAAGUUUGUACAAAAAUGGUCAGGUUUUCUAUGUUUUUUUCAGUGUUUUUUUUCUCUAAAACUGGACAUCAGUGUAGUUUUUUUUUUUUUUUAAAGGGCACGCCAGGUCCACGUUGGGUUAAAUGCAGUACAGAGCGGUAAAUAUAUUAGAGAUGCUAUAUAAAUAUGAAUGUAAAGUUUCUGCAGUUGUCAUGUUUUUUUGUGUUUUUAGUUUGAAUAAAGUUUUUUGGAGAAAAUUA
Boleophthalmus pectinirostris (great blue-spotted mudskipper) is the source of this 3600-nucleotide messenger RNA. It is a transcript of the gene wsb1, whose product is annotated as WD repeat and SOCS box containing 1. Gene Ontology annotation, biological process: intracellular signal transduction. Gene Ontology annotation, molecular function: protein binding. The transcript is spliced from 9 exons. The record is from RefSeq and is a predicted model, not a curated record. Bases 268 to 1542 code for a protein of 424 amino acids. Lineage: Eukaryota; Metazoa; Chordata; Actinopteri; Gobiiformes; Gobiidae.